AUGGCCCCUCGUAUCGAGCAACAAGAAAUCGAGACAUAUUGGAACAUAUUCUCAGCCAGAGCCAAUGGCGGAAAGUAUCUAACUGGCGAGCAAGCUGCGCCAGUCCUCAAAAACAGUGGAUUGAGCGACGCCCAGCUGGAGAAGGUGUGGGACUUGGCGGACGUGGACGGCGAUGGCAACCUGGACUUUGAGGAGUUCUGCGUGGCCAUGCGCCUCAUCUUCGACCUCCUGAAUGGCGAGUACACCGAUGUGCCAGCUACGCUGCCGGACUGGCUCGUGCCGGAGAGCAAGGCACACUUGGUGCAAGCUAGCCGGGCACUCACGGGCAAAGCGCCUCAGAUCGAGCGGGUCGAGGUCGACGAUGACGACUCGUCUGGUCUGAAGGAUGGCUUUGACUGGUACAUGAGCCCAGAGGACAAGGCCAAGUACGAGCAGAUCUACAACGAGGCCCGCGACAUGCGCGGCGAAGUGUCAUUCUCCUCCCUCCAAGAACUCUACGACUCCCUCUCAAUCCCCGACACGGACAUUCGCUCAGCCUGGAACCUGGUCAACCCGUCAGCCGCGCAAACGAUCAACAAAGAUGCUUGUCUCUGCUUCCUGCACAUCCUCAACAACCGACACGAAGGGUACCGCAUCCCGCGCACGAUCCCAGCCUCACUGCGUGCCAGCUUUGAGCGUAAUCAAAUCGACUACCAAAUUAAUAACGCACGCACAGCGGCCGCUUCGCGCUGGGCGACCAAGGCCGACGACGAGACAAGCACGGGCCGCAAAGCGAAGUUCGGUGAGCAAUACCUGACCCGGUUGGGUCGCGGCACGUUCAAAACUUCGGGCACCGAUUUCAGCGCGGCUAAGACGGACGCAGAGUGGGAGGAGGUGCGGUUGAAGAGGCAGUUAGCUGAGUUGGAUGAGAAGCUGGCCAAGGUAGAACAGGCUGUGGAGAAGCGUAAGGGUGGGAAGCGUGACUCGAAGCCGGCGCUGGUCAAGCGUGAGCUGGAGCAGCUGCUGGAUUACAAACGAAAGGUGCUAAGGGAGCUGGAAGAAGGCACAGGGAGGGGUAGGGAGGGGAGUAAUUUGAAGAGUGUCAGAGAGGAUUUGCAGACGGUAAAGGAGCAGGUCGAGAGCUUGGAGGCGCAUCUGAAGUCGCGACAGGAGGUAUUGGAGCAGUUGAAGAGGGAGAUUGAAGAGGAGAAGGCGAGCAGAUGA
Thermochaetoides thermophila DSM 1495 is the source of this 1203-nucleotide messenger RNA. Its product is annotated as putative actin cytoskeleton-regulatory complex protein. NCBI's taxonomy places the organism in Eukaryota, Fungi, Ascomycota, Sordariomycetes, Sordariales, Chaetomiaceae. The record is from RefSeq and is a predicted model, not a curated record. The transcript is spliced from 2 exons. Gene Ontology annotation, cellular component: actin cortical patch; plasma membrane; cytoplasm. The coding region runs from base 1 to 1203 and encodes 400 amino acids. Gene Ontology annotation, biological process: actin cortical patch assembly; actin filament organization; endosomal transport. Gene Ontology annotation, molecular function: protein binding; calcium ion binding.